AAAAAUCAAUUAUAAAAAGUAUCCACAUUGAAUAAACUAUGUCCAACCAAUUAAAUAGUGUUGGUGUGCGUCCAAUUUUCACAAAUUCCACUGCUCACACCCAUCAAUCAUCAUAUAUAUCACCAGACACAUAAGUUCUUUUGUGUUGGAUCUCUAAUUUCAAUUUCUCCCUCUAAGAGACAAUAAACACAAGUUUUAAGGUUAAGGUUUGUGUCGGUUCAAAAAAUGGGCAGAAAGUGCUCACAUUGUGGAAACAUAGGUCAUAAUUCAAGGACUUGUAAUUCAUUAAGAGGAAGUGGUAGUUUUGUUGGAGUUAGACUUUUUGGUGUUCAACUUGAUUUAUCUUCUUCUUGUGUUUCCAUGAAAAAGAGUUUUAGCAUGGAUUCUUUUCCUACUUCAUCUUCUUCUCCUACUUCUUCCUUUUCUUCUUCAAGAUUAACCAUUGAUGAUAGAGCCUCUAUUGGUUAUCUUUCAGAUGGUCUCAUAGUUCGUACACAAGAAAGGAAAAAAGGAGUUCCAUGGACAGAAGAAGAGCAUAGAAAAUUCCUUGUUGGACUUGAGAAGCUUGGAAAAGGAGAUUGGAGGGGUAUCUCUAGAAACUAUGUGACUACAAGAACACCAACACAAGUUGCAAGCCAUGCUCAAAAGUAUUUUAUUCGACUUGCAACCUUGAAUAAGAAGAAGAGACGUUCAAGUCUCUUUGACAUGGUUGGUAGUGGCAAGACAAACAAAACAGUUGAUCCAAAUAACAGUUCUAAAAGCAAGUCAGGAGAUUCAGUUUGUAGACAUGAUCAUGAAGUUGAGAAAGAUGCAACUUUGUCACUACUAAUAAACUCACUUCAACAACAAACCAAAUCAGAUGAUUAUGAUAUGCAAAAAAUUGAAGAUGAUUCUGAAGAAGCAGAACAUAAAGAUGUUCCAGAUUGGCUACAUCCUCUAACAAAGUCUUUAAAUAUGACAUUGGUGAUACCAAAUUCUUCAAAUGUAGCACCACCUGAUCUUGAACUAACUCUGGCAGGGUCUAAGUCAAAUAACAUGGAACAAGAUAAAACAUCAUCAAGUUCAUUUCUUAUUGGGCCAAUUAGUGUCACUUAAUUAGCUUAAAUUAUUAUAAAAUGUUUAUAUAUUACUCCUUAUGUAUGUAAUUUAUGAAGAAAAAUUUUGUUUUUAUUUA
This is a messenger RNA of Medicago truncatula (barrel medic), 1174 nucleotides long. Its product is annotated as transcription factor MYBS3. The record is from RefSeq and is a predicted model, not a curated record. NCBI's taxonomy places the organism in Eukaryota, Viridiplantae, Streptophyta, Magnoliopsida, Fabales, Fabaceae. Gene Ontology annotation, biological process: response to gibberellin; response to ethylene. The coding region runs from base 226 to 1095 and encodes 289 amino acids. Gene Ontology annotation, molecular function: DNA binding; zinc ion binding. The transcript has 3 exons.